Messenger RNA from Fusarium coffeatum, 1938 nucleotides. RefSeq lists its product as uncharacterized. The record is from RefSeq and is a predicted model, not a curated record. Lineage: Eukaryota; Fungi; Ascomycota; Sordariomycetes; Hypocreales; Nectriaceae. The transcript has a single exon. Gene Ontology annotation, cellular component: mitochondrion. The coding region runs from base 1 to 1938 and encodes 645 amino acids. Gene Ontology annotation, biological process: mitochondrial gene expression; mitochondrial proton-transporting ATP synthase complex assembly; mRNA stabilization.
AUGUUGAAACGUCCCGUCGCUGCAGCAUUGAGUUGCCGGCAAUGUCAAUCGGCCAUUGUUCGCGCUGUUGUGUCACGUCCAGCGACAAGUCCUUUUCGCACUUUUCCACAGACCACACGACAUCUUCCUAGCCUAGCGACGAGGUUUUACUCAGACGCCAAAACGAUCGAUCCGAUAACCGAGAAGAGCGCUUCCAUUUCAACUACGCCGAACGAUACCCUCGACGAUUCUGCUAACGUAUCACCGGAGCCCGCUGAAUCUGAGGAUGUUCCCUGGUUUCUUGAAGUUGAGGCCCCGCGACACGCCGAAAGCCAGCAUGCCGUCGAGCUGCCAAAGGUCCCUGAAGGCGCGCCGGAGGUCAUUGAGCCAAUGAUCAAAUACAUCUUCGAGGAUAUGGGAUUGGAUGAUAUUUCACUUCUGGACAUGCGCGAUCUAGAUCCUCCUGCUGCCCUUGGUCCCAAUUUGAUCAUGCUUUUUGCGACAGCUCGCAGUGAACGACAUCUUCACAUCUCAUCCGGUCGCUUUGUACGAUGGCUUCGAAAGCACCACAACAUUUCUGCACGAGCUGAUGGACUGAUUGGACCUGGUGAACUUCGAACAAAGUUGCGUCGACUUCGAAAGAAGGCGAAGCUGAUGGGAACCAAUACUGCCAUUAUUCCUGGUGGCGAUAACGGUAUCUCCACCGGAUGGGUCUGCGUCAACUUUUCUUCCAGUGGUGACGAGAUUGAUGAAGCGGCCAAGGUCGACGAUACUGGUCGCUUCUCUGGUUUCGGUGCGCCCCAGACUGGUACCACGGUGGUGGUUCAGUGCAUGACAGACUCUCGAAGAGCAGAGCUUGACUUGGAGACUCUUUGGAAGGGCAUCUUGAAGAAGAGCCUGAGAGAGAACAAACAAGCUCGCGGAGAGAAGAUCAACAGUCCCGAGGAACUCGAGCAACUUCUUGCUACUAAAAUCCAAUUACCCAAAUCAGCAUCGGCUUUACAAUGGCAGGCUUUGCAGAAUGCCUCACAGCAACGGCGUGCUUAUACCACCAGCGCACGACGACUACAGCAAGACCUUGAGCCAGAACAAGCGCAUAGGGCAGAGCGCGCUUCACGAGAGGCCGACAUGUAUUCAAACGAGAACAUAAUCGAUUCCGAUAGCAUACACACCGAAACACAUGUAAGAGCCCUAGCCGUCGUCCGCCAGUGGUUCGAGGAAAUCACACUUGCUGGAUCUCCUCUUACACCGAAGAUGAUACGUCAAUCUGUCAGAGCCGCACUGACAGGAUCCGCACCAGAACUGGCCGCAAAGGAGCGACUCUCCUUAGUCGAUCAAAUAAUUCGGACAGCCGAAGAGAGAGGCAUGGAGAUUUGGACCCCUUCGAUGUUCACGACGCUUAUUGAUGGUUUCUUGACAUCACCGUCCUACGGCGAUCCAGCGCUCGAAAGGGCUCGAAAGAACUUCGAGACCCUCCUCGAGCGAUCAAACUUCAAAUUUGAAGGAACGCAACUUUAUCGCAUGAUGAGAGGUUAUGCAGAUCGAGAAAACUGGACACGUUUCUGGGAACUAUUCCGCAAACCACAUCUAUUCAAUGAACAAAGACCAACAAAUCUCUACAUAUUGGCUUACAACACACUAGCAAAUACUGGAAACCAGAUCAUGUGUAUUGAGAAUCUACGCUGGAUCUAUACUGAAAUGCGCAACGAGGACCGCCAGAUCGGCAUCGUGGGCCCGGUCUAUGAUUCUCUCAAAAGAUGCAUCAAAAUCGCAGACCCAGCAUCUGAGUAUCUUCUAGAACAUGCCAGCAUGUUUUAUCCUGAUGGCACAGAAAAGAAGCCUCACGCUCAAGCAAGACUCAGGAACAGAGAGUAUCUCGUUUUGCACAGGGAGAUUGAAGCGCUGCAUAAGGAACAUGCCAUGCAACUUGCGAUAAAUCCAAAAUUGUACCAAAAUUGA